Messenger RNA from Linum trigynum, 1206 nucleotides. The record is from the annotation of a GenBank genome assembly. NCBI's taxonomy places the organism in Eukaryota, Viridiplantae, Streptophyta, Magnoliopsida, Malpighiales, Linaceae.
GUCCUAACAAAUGACCAACUUUUGCAUAUAAAAGUGCGCAAUCCAAAGGCGUUAUCAUCUUCAAUUUCCUCUUAAACCUCCCACCCUAAAUCCAAACUUGAAGCUGAAAUCAAAACCAGGAAGCAUCAAUGAUGCACACAAACAACAACAACAACAACAACAACAACAAGGCCAUUUUAGUUUUAGUGGCGUUGUUUCUGUUAUCGACAUUAGCCACAUGCCAGUGUUGGAACCCAUAUAACCCAUUGGGAGAGAAAAAAACCGUGGAAGUGAGGAACGAGCUGGAAGGAGGGCCGAACAUGAUGCUCCACUGCAAGUCCGCAGACGACGAUCUGAAAGCGAGAACGUUAAUGCCUCAUCAAGGAUUCCACUGGUCCUUCCACCCCAACUUCUUCGGAGGAACGCUCUUCUUCUGCGCCAUGGACUGGGGAGAGGGAGGGCUUCAUUGGUUCGACAUCUACGUCAAUUACAGGGACAACAAGAGGUGCAAAUUCUGCAGCUGGAGCAUCAAGAAGAGCGGGCCGUGUUUGGUGUUUAAGGAUCGUCUUGUUGGAAAUUUGGUUGAACCGGACUAACCAAGUCAAACUGGUUUUGGGUUGGACUGACCAACCGGUUUGGGAUUAGACCGACCGAACCGAUAUUCUAAUUUCGUGAAGGGACACAUCCCUUUGGCCUAGUGGCGGUUGCAUUAUUUUAUGGAUAAGGAUAACCUUAUGGAUAGAGGCAACCCUUCAUCUGGAUAAGGAUAACCUUUCAUAUGGAUAGAAGCAACCUUUCAUAUGGAUAAAGACAACCUUUCGUAUGGAUAAAGGCAACCUUUCAUGAAACAAUGCAUGGAUUCGGCCCCUAUAAAUAUAUGGGUGGGGUGGAUGGUGCCACAGACCAUCAAACAGAUUCUUCUUCUUUCUUCCAAAAAUUUCUAAGUAUGCUUUAGAGUUCUUGAGCCUAGAACCUAAAGUGGUGAUAGUUUUAUCCUCGGGAGAAAUUUCCUGUAACCCUAGGCUUGUUGAGGGUGGAAAUAUUCUUUUCGGAAAGUGAACGUUGUUCACGACUCUAUCACAAUCCUGGUCACCCGGUCUCGGGCUAUCGUACGUAUACCCUCGUCCCUAAAAGUCUCAACACGUCUGUCUUGUUAUCAUUGGAAGCCACAAAGCAUGUGGAGGGAGUACAUACAAGAGUGAUAAACAAUAAAAGACUUAGCAUGCA